Molecule: messenger RNA, 684 nt
Organism: Daphnia pulex (common water flea)
Lineage: Eukaryota; Metazoa; Arthropoda; Branchiopoda; Diplostraca; Daphniidae
Product: sepiapterin reductase-like
Exons: 2
Coding region: 1-684 (227 amino acids)
Biological process (GO): tetrahydrobiopterin biosynthetic process
Molecular function (GO): sepiapterin reductase (NADP+) activity
Source: RefSeq, a predicted model, not a curated record
AUGGGCGCGGACUCUGUCCUUUUGCUGAUUUCCCGUGACGAAAAAGAUUUGGAUUCGUUACAGAAGGCCAUCGAAACCGAUCGACCGUCAGUGCGAGUUCAUGUCGGCGUGACUGACUUAUCCAGCUGUGACGAGUCGGCUUUGAAUGGUGUCGUCUCAUCUGCUUUGGCUGGUGAAUCGGCCGAGUCCUUUGCCCACGCAUUGUGCGUCCACAAUGCCGGAUCGCUGGGCGACGCUACCAAGCGUUGCACCGAUCUGGUCUCGGUGAACUCGUGCGUCCAAUACUUUCAGCUCAAUUUGGCUUCCGUCGUCGUUCUCAAUGCGAUUUUCUUGCGCCGCUUCGCCUCCAGCCCAGUCCAGCAGCGCAAAACGGUCGUCAACAUGUCCUCCCUCUGCGGAGUGGAACCGUUUUCGUCGCUGUCGCUCUACUGCACCGGCAAAGCUGGACGGGACAUGUUUUUCAAGGUUUUAGCCAAGGAGGAACCUGACGUCCGAGUGCUCAAUUACGCGCCGGGCCCGGUGGAGACCAACAUGCGAACUCAACUUCUCCAUCAGUCGUGGACUGAAGAGAUCAAAUCUGGCGGCCUCGGUCUCACGACCGAAAUGACGUGCGACCGGCUCAUGGCGAUUUUGGCCGGCGAUUCCUACGCCUCCGGUGCUCACGUCGACUACUACGACCCAUGA